This is a messenger RNA of Durio zibethinus, 1227 nucleotides long. The record is from RefSeq and is a predicted model, not a curated record. NCBI's taxonomy places the organism in Eukaryota, Viridiplantae, Streptophyta, Magnoliopsida, Malvales, Malvaceae.
AUGGCGGUUCCAGGAAUUGAGAACCUGGCAAACCCACGAAAGAAAAACAAGAGAGAAAAUCUAGGUGACCGUGGUCAUCGUCUUCGUCCUAGUAAUGUUCCUAGUGGAACUGAUGCCAACUUAGUUAACCUGGCUUUUGAUGUCCCUGAUGAUGUCCUUACCAACAUCUUUUCCUUUUUGCCAAUCAAAGAGGCAGUGCAAGCUUCAACAGUGGCAACAAGAUUCAAGCAAUCUUGGUUUUUUAAUCGAAAACUGUGUUUCGAUAAAGAUUUUGCCAAACGCCAUGCUCAAAAAGAUUUCUUGAAUAUUGUUAACCGUGUUUUUGAACUCCAUGUAGGACAAAACAUUCAAACUCUUCGUUUAUUUUUUGAUCCAACAGGAGUUGAAGAUGCUGUUGAAAAUUGGAUUCAAAUCUCAAUCGACAAAGAAGUUGAAGAGCUGGACUUGAAUUUCAGUCUAGCAAAAGACCCUUACAGGAUUACUACAGAUUUUGCUGAUUUUGAGUCAAUUAAAAUCCUGAAGUUAUGCCGCUGUGAACUUGACCUUUUACCAACUUUCCGAGGUUUGAAUUCUCUGAAAACUCUCGUGCUAAGGAGGAUUGAAAUUAAUUCAAAAUUCCUCGAAACAGUGUUUUCCAACUGCUUGUCUCUCGAGACUUUGGAGUUGGUAAAGUGCCGUAAGAUUGGUCACUUGAGGAUUUUGGCCCAAAAUCUAAGAAGGUUCAAGGCCUUAAAAUUGGGUGAUUGCUUGGGUUUAUAUCAGGUUGAUAUUGAUGCUCCAACAAUCCGCUCAAUCCAUUAUAGUGGGAUAUUCAUUUUAUUCAAAUUUGUUGAGAUUUCUCAACUAAAUGAUGUGAUCCUCAAUUUCAAGCCUCUAAAAGGUAUUGAAAAAUUUUUCAGGAGAGAUAGUUUCUUAUGCGAUCUCUCACAUAUUGCUGUUCUCUCUGCCAGUAAUACCCUUCUUGAGGAUCUAUCACCGGAAUAUUUCCAUAGAAUCUUGCGAUUUCACUUUGGGAAGUUGAAGGAACUACAGUUGUUCAUGGAAAAUGCAGUAUAUUGCAAUCUAUAUCAUAUUGCCUAUUUUCUGAAGAAAUGCCCUCGCCUGGAAAAACUUUUCAUUGAUGUAAGCAUGUGUUAAUCAUUUAAUUUUACAUGCUCCAAAACAAUGCUUGCAUGGUAUUUGAAACUUCAAAAAUUUUUGCAGUUUAAGGGAUUCUCUUUCGAACCU